GUGCGUUCUCUUAGCCAAGCAUCGGUAAACAAUUACACAGAAAAUGAGAGCUUUUAAAAGUUAUCAAAUUUGCUUGGAAAAAAAUCGUUGUGCUAUUGCAAACCUGUUCGCUGCCAAGUCUUGUCAGUUGUGUUCUCAGCGUGACAGCGUCAAAACAGAGAAAUGGCAAGUGAAUCGCAGAUCGAGGAACUUUACCAGUUCAUUUAUCCAUUAGCAGUUCGGGCUGGUGAAAUACUCUACGAAGGCUAUCAGAAUGCUGGCAAGGCUGUGGCCCUCAAAUGCAACGAAUUCCACAACGUGGUCACCGAGUACGACAACCAGAUCGAGGAGUUCCUCAUGGCCAACAUUCUGGCCACGUACCCGGAUCACAAAUUCAUUGGUGAAGAAGAUACGCAUAAGAACAACAAUGUGACCAAGGAACUGACAGAUGCGCCCACCUGGAUCAUUGAUCCCAUCGAUGGCACCUCGAAUUUCAUUAAGCAAAUUCCUCAUGUCUCGGUUUCCAUCGGACUCGCAAUCAACAAGCAAAUCGUGCUGGGCAUUGUGAAUAAUCCUGCCCAGCAGAAACUCUACACUGCCAAGCUGGGACAAGGCGCCUUCUGCAAUGGGGAGAGCAUCCAUGUCAGCGACUGUGAGCAGCUGAAUGCCGCCAAUGUGGCCUACGAGGUGUGUCUGCUCCACUCGGCGCCAAUAAGAAACAAGCACAUCAAACGCAUCUAUUACGUUGGCUCCCAGGCCAGACGAUUGUUGGGGUAUUCGGCUGUGGUGGAUUCAUUGUGCAUGGUUGCUGCUGGCAAUCUAGAUGCCUUUCACAUUGAGGACAUGUAUCCCUGGGAUUGUGCAGCGGGUUAUUUGCUCAUACGCGAAGCUGGCGGCGUUGUUACCCAUCCAUAUGGCGGACCCUUUGACAUUAUGAAACCCAAUCUUAUUUGUGCCGGCACAGAGACAUUGAGGAAUCAAAUCGAGCAGUUAAUUCGACAAGCUGAUCAAGCCAAGUCUGUGGGCAGCGAUGAUUGAAGCUAGCGAAACUUGUAGUCUCAUUAAUAAAACUUCUCAUACACUAUAAUUUUGAUGUGUCAUCCUGAGCGAGCUCAGUUUAAAAGCUAAACAAGUGAAGCUUGGCAGUCUUUACUACAAUACUAAAUCAGAUAGUAGUAAUAAUAAUCUACAGAUUAAAAUAACUUUUUAAAACCUUGGAUACAGAGUUGAAACUUCAGCAUGGGAAGCCUAACUAUUUAACGAACUAACAGUUUAGCUGAUUAUUUAUUUACUGUCUUUC
Drosophila sulfurigaster albostrigata is the source of this 1279-nucleotide messenger RNA. RefSeq names its product inositol monophosphatase 1-like. The transcript has 2 exons. Gene Ontology annotation, molecular function: inositol monophosphate 1-phosphatase activity. Gene Ontology annotation, biological process: inositol metabolic process; phosphatidylinositol phosphate biosynthetic process; signal transduction. The coding region runs from base 163 to 1017 and encodes 284 amino acids. NCBI's taxonomy places the organism in Eukaryota, Metazoa, Arthropoda, Insecta, Diptera, Drosophilidae. The record is from RefSeq and is a predicted model, not a curated record.